Molecule: messenger RNA, 1133 nt
Organism: Xiphophorus couchianus (Monterrey platyfish)
Lineage: Eukaryota; Metazoa; Chordata; Actinopteri; Cyprinodontiformes; Poeciliidae
Product: vomeronasal type-2 receptor 1-like
Exons: 5
Coding region: 45-938 (297 amino acids)
Biological process (GO): G protein-coupled receptor signaling pathway
Cellular component (GO): plasma membrane
Molecular function (GO): G protein-coupled receptor activity
Source: RefSeq, a predicted model, not a curated record
UCCUCUGCAGUUUUCAUCCCAGGGAGCUGCGCUUUUCUCGCGCAAUGAUCUUUGCCAUUGAGGAGAUAAACAACAGCACAGAGCUGCUGCCGGGAAUCAAACUGGGUUAUCAGAUCCAUGACACCUGCGCAUCUGUGCCUGUAGCUGUGCAUGUUGCAUUUCAGCUAGUGAACGGCCAGGACCCCGUGUUUUACCAGGGCAGGAAUUGUUCUCAGUCUGGAGUGGUGGUGGCUGCUGUGGGAGACUCUGCAUCCACUCCAUCCAUCAGCAUGUCACGCAUCAUGGGGCUCUUCAACGUUCCUCUGGUGAGCCAUUUUGCAACUUGUGCCUGCCUGUCAGAUAAACAAGAAUAUCCAACAUUUUUCAGAACCAUUCCCAGUGACCAGUUCCAAGCUGACGCCCUGGCCAAGCUGGUGAAACACUUUGGUUGGACUUGGAUUGGUGCCAUCCACUCAGACUCGGAUUAUGGAAAUAAUGGCAUGGCUUCCUUUCUUAAGACAGCAAACAGUGAGGGGAUCUGUGUGGAGUACAUUGAAUCAUUUUAUCGGACUGACCCACAAAGCAAGAUCAGAAGAGUUGCUGACGUUAUCCGCAGGUCAACAGCAACAGUUGUUGUUGCGUUUGUAGCUGAUGGUGACAUGAAGUUCCUGUUAGAAGAGCUGGCUCUGGACCCUCCUCCACCUCGGCAAUGGAUUGGAAGUGAAUCCUGGAUAACCGACCCAAACUCCAUGACCUUUGGUUUCUGUGCAGGAGCCAUUGGAGUUGCCAUUCAGAAAUCUGUCAUCCCAGGUCUGAGAGAUUUCCUCCUGGAUCUCUCUCCAUCUAAUGUCGCUGCUUCCUCAGUGCUGACUGAGUUCUGGCAGGAGGCAUUCAACUGCAGCCUGACAAAAAGUUCCAGUGUCAGUUUGCUCAGAGAGUUGUCCUCCAGGAACUCGUAAAGUGUUGCAGAAAGGAAAACCAAUCUGCUGCUAUGACUGUAUACCAUGUCCUGAAGGAGAGAUCAGUAAUAUGACAGAUUCUCCUGAUUGCUUCCUGUGUCCCAGAGAGUUCUGGCCAAAUGCAAAGAGAGAUGCUUGUUUUCCCAAACCAGUUGAGUUUCUAUCCUUCGAUGAAGUCCUGUCAAUCAUCUUGGC